UGACUAGACUGACUUAUUCUGUCAUUUAGUCAACCAUCAUUCUUUCAUUAUCUAUACACCAAUUGUUGUGCACGUGUUGAAUCUAAUAGGUUCCAAAUCAACAAAAUGGCCAAACGUACAAAGAAAGUUGGAAUCACAGGUAAAUACGGUACCCGUUAUGGUGCUUCUUUACGUAAAAUGGUAAAAAAAAUGGAAAUAACACAGCACGCUAAAUAUUCCUGCAGUUUCUGUGGUAAAGACGCAAUGAAAAGGAGUUGUGUUGGUAUCUGGUCUUGCAAACGGUGCAAGAGGACUGUAGCAGGAGGAGCUUGGGUAUACUCUACUACCGCCGCAGCAUCAGUUAGAUCUGCCGUCAGACGUCUUAGGGAAGUUAAAGAACAGUAAUUUUUUAUGUAGUUAAUAAUAAAAAUUAUUUAAAAA
Molecule: messenger RNA, 420 nt
Organism: Diorhabda carinulata
Lineage: Eukaryota; Metazoa; Arthropoda; Insecta; Coleoptera; Chrysomelidae
Gene: RpL37A
Product: 60S ribosomal protein L37a
Exons: 2
Coding region: 106-384 (92 amino acids)
Biological process (GO): translation
Cellular component (GO): ribosome
Molecular function (GO): structural constituent of ribosome
Source: RefSeq, a predicted model, not a curated record